Microtus ochrogaster (prairie vole) is the source of this 1106-nucleotide messenger RNA. RefSeq names its product GINS complex subunit 3 (gene Gins3). NCBI's taxonomy places the organism in Eukaryota, Metazoa, Chordata, Mammalia, Rodentia, Cricetidae. Gene Ontology annotation, cellular component: GINS complex. The record is from RefSeq and is a predicted model, not a curated record. Gene Ontology annotation, biological process: mitotic DNA replication initiation.
GCCGCAGGCCCGCAGGGAUCGACUGCUCUGGUCUGGGGAGUCAGGCGCGGGAAAGCGAGUUUGAAGCAGGGCGCGGUUCGCGGGGCGGCUCGGCCCUCUCGUCCCCCGACGCUGCCGCCAGCAACCAUGUCGGAGGCUUAUUUCCCGGUGGAGUCGGGCGCACUGGGACCUGAGGAGAACUUUCUGUCCUUGGACGACAUCCUCAUGUCCCAGGAGAAGCUGCCGGUCCGCGUGGAGAAGCCCAUGCCGCAUCUGGGCGCCUUCUUCCUGGAGCGGGGCGCGGGCGCGGACUCGGACCAGGCGCUCCCGCAGGGCACGAAGCUGGAGUUUCCCUUGUGGCUGGCUAAAGGCCUCUUUGACAACAAGUGGCGCAUCCUGUCCGUGGAACUUCCCAAGAUGUACCAAGAGGGAUGGAGGACUGUGUUCAGUGCAGAUGCUAACGUCGUGGACCUCCACAAAAUGGGGCCCCACUUCUAUGGGUUUGGCUCCCAGCUUCUGCACUUUAACCAUCCAGAGAAUACAUCUAUCUCCCAGUCUCUGCUGCAGACUUUUAUUGGCCGGUUCCGCCGCAUCAUGGACUCCUCCCAGAAUUCUUACAAUGAAGACACAUCUGCACUGGUAGCCAGGCUAGACGAGACAGAGAGGGGCUUAUUUCAAAUAGGGCAGAAAGGACUGAAUGACUUCCAGAGCUGGGAGAAGGGUCAGGCUUCUCAGAUCACGGCAUCCAGCCUCGUUCAGAAUUACAAGAAGAGAAAAUUCACUAAUAUGGAAGACUGAAAGCAGAACAGAACUGCAGCUUGUGGAUCUCUGUGUCCCUCAGAAGACCAUUUAGCUUCAUGGGUGACCCAACUACUGCCUCAGGACUUUUAACCUUCAGCAGUCUCCAAGUUUGGAACUAUCUGGUUGGUGGCAGAUGUGGAUGCUUUUGAUCCUAUUGGUCUUCCUGGACUUUAGUUACCUGCUGUUCCACAGUGUGGGCCUUUUGACCCCAAGACUGCAGCUGAGAUUGAGCUGGUCUUAAAUAAGGGUCAUGGACAAAUGCAAAGUCAAGGUGGAACUAGGAUUCCUCGAGUGUCUGGUCUCCUUGGCUGCAAAGGACGAGUACA